AUGUUAUUUAAGAUUAUACAAAAUCAUCUAUAUUUGUUUAUUUACCUACUAUGCAUUUCAAAUGUUAACGCAAAAUCACCUUUCAAUUCUUCAUUUACACCAGAACAUUUAAGAUACCUAAAAAACGAAACAAAGUAUUUAUUUAAGCAUGCAUGGAACUCGUAUAUGGAAUUUGGUUUUCCUUAUGAUGAAGUUCGUCCUUUGACCUGUGAACCUUAUGGACCAGAUUAUAAAGACUAUAUGAAUACAGUUAGGAACGAUGCUAUGGCUAAUAUAUCACUGACAGUUUUAGAUAAUUUGGAUACUUUAAUAAUAAUGGAGCAAUGGGAUGAUCUAGACUAUGUUUUGAGGUAUUUGAAAUGUAAACAAAAGGAUUUUUUCAAUAAAGAUUCAAUUGUACAAGUAUUUGAGACUACUAUUCGAUUUUUAGGUGGUCUUAUGAGUGCUCAUUUGAUAUUAACUGAUGUUAAAUUUAAAACUACUACUAGUCCGAAAUUUACUAAAAUAAAGGAUGAAUAUGACGGAUUUUUGUUGGAUAUGGCUUAUGAUUUAGGUUUAAGAUUAAUUCCAUCUUAUAGAACUUCAACCAAUGUACCAGUCCCACGUAUCAACCUAGCCAAUGGAUUGAAAAAUGUUCCACCUGUUUUACAAAAAGAUGCAUGUACAUCUGGUGUCACUACGCCAGUAUUAGAAUUUACCUUACUUUCAAAACUAACUGGAGAUUAUCAAUUUGAAUAUUAUUCACAAUUGUCUUUUUGGAAAUUAUGGUCUUCAAAACUGUCGCUAAAUUUAAUGCCAAUGACAAUUGAUCCCGCGUCAAAUCAAUGGAAAGAUUCGAUUACUGGAAUAGGUGCUUCUAUUGAUUCAUUUUAUGAGUAUGCUGCUAAAGCCUCAAUCAUAUUUGAUGACAAAUACAUGUGGUCUGUAUUCAAGGCAUCUUAUCAAGCUUUAUUAACUCAUCUGGCUCAAGGGGGUGAUGGAGCUAUGAUUUUUCCUAAUGUAGGUACCGAAGAUGGUGUGGUAUUUAGCGAUUGGAUUGAUUCGUUAGGUGCAUUUUGGUCAGGUUUACAAGUUUUGACUGGACAAUUAUCAGAUGCGAUAAAGACUCAUGUUGUUUAUUUGAAAAUCUGGGAUUAUUUUGAUCUGAUACCUGAAAGAUGGAUCUACGCUCAUCACAACAAGAAGAAUAAAAAAAAAAUUUACAGAGCUGAAGAUUCUAUUGAAUUAGAAUGGUAUCCCUUACGACCUGAAUUUAUUGAGAGUAGUUAUUACCUUUACCGUGCAACAAAAGAUCCAAUGUAUUUACAAAUUGGUGAAAGAGUCUUGAAUUUAUUUCAAGACAAAUUUAAAGCACCUUGUGGAUUCAGUGGUAUUCAAGACAUAAAAACUGGUAAGAAACAAAAUAGAAUGGAAACUUUUGUUAUGGGUGAAACAUUGAAAUAUUUGUAUUUAUUGUUUGAUACGAAUGACGAAGUAUUUUUGCAUAGUCCAGCGAUGAAUUCUAAGAACUGGGUGUUUUCAACUGAAGCCCAUCCAUUAUGGUUUCACAAAGGAUUAGCUGAUGAGAAUUAUAAUUUUGGUGCUCAAAAUUUGAGUGCUUUGACUAAUGAUAAAUUUAAGUAUACACCAGCAGUUGUGAAAAACAUAACUGUAUCAUCACCUUACAUGUUCAAUAUUCCAGAUGAAAAUGAUGCCAUUCAACAUAUAGGUAAAAAAGACCCAUUUUCUGGUCGUUUUGAUAUUUGUGAAUUAAAUCCACUCAAGAAAUCAUCCAAAUCUUUACUACAAUCAAGUUAUUACGAUUGGCCCUAUCUAUUCAAUUCUGACUAUUCAUUUUCCAAGUCAUUAAAAAAACCACUGCAUAUUAAUAAGUCAAACCUUGAUGGUAGCUAUAUUGAAUUGACUAGAGACUUUUUUGACAAGUUCACAACAUUUAACACUUCACUAACUUGUCCUAGAACUUAUAAUACUCAGAUAUACGAGAUAUUCUGGGGUGAUAUAAAAUCAUGUGGGAAUACUGAAAUUUCCCAAAUUAUAUAUAAGAGACCAAAUACCACAGAGUCCAUCAUCCUAGAAGACGAUUUGUGGGUACCAAGUUUACAAGGUUUGAGAAUAAUAUUUGAAGAAUUAGUUGCUGGUUCAAUUGAUUCAAGAAAUGAGGUAAUAACCAAUGAGUAUAUUUCAUUAAUACAAAGUGACGAUGAUGAAGAUGCAAACAUGUAUAAAAAGAAAGAUUCCGUUUUAAGAAUUAAAAAGAUUAAUGGGGUUUCUUUAAGAUAUGGUUCCCUAGUUUGGACCUUACCUUUUGUACCAAACGCCAAUGAUAAUGGUGAAGUUAGAGUUACGAGCGAAGGAAGAGUCGUGAUUCAAGGUAAAGUUAUAGAGAAUUUGGUGGUUUGGUAUGGUUAG
Messenger RNA from Lodderomyces jiufengensis, 2409 nucleotides. Its product is annotated as alpha-1,2-mannosidase MNL1. Lineage: Eukaryota; Fungi; Ascomycota; Pichiomycetes; Serinales; Debaryomycetaceae. The transcript has a single exon. Gene Ontology annotation, molecular function: mannosyl-oligosaccharide 1,2-alpha-mannosidase activity; calcium ion binding. Bases 1 to 2409 code for a protein of 802 amino acids. Gene Ontology annotation, biological process: mannose trimming involved in glycoprotein ERAD pathway; carbohydrate metabolic process; endoplasmic reticulum mannose trimming. Gene Ontology annotation, cellular component: membrane; endoplasmic reticulum. The record is from RefSeq and is a predicted model, not a curated record.